Messenger RNA from Strongylus vulgaris, 1164 nucleotides. The record is from the annotation of a GenBank genome assembly. Lineage: Eukaryota; Metazoa; Nematoda; Chromadorea; Rhabditida; Strongylidae.
AUGUAUGUGACUUCGGUAUCCAAAGAUGACACUUCUAUCCCCCCUCCUCCUCCUCUCGCCCCGCUACCACGCUGCGUCCCUCUUGCACAAUUAGACAGUUUAAACAAGGGCGAAGAUUUGCUUUAUCUAAUGAAAACAGCCAUCGGAGCUGACAAAAUAAUGUCGGUAUUGCAACCACAAUCGAGCCUAGAACCAACAGCAGCCAUCGGAGCUGACAAAAUAAUGUCGGUAUUGCAACCACAGUCGAGCCUAGAACCAACAGCAAAACCUGAAGAAACAAAAAAGCAGUCAAAGAAGAAGAAGAAGGAUGACGCGGCAGUAGCAGAAAUGAUGACUGCCAAAAGGUCUAGAAGGAAAGAAAAAGAUAAGGAAGCAAAGGAGCUUAUGACCAUGAAGCACCUUUGCGUUAAAGAAAGCACUGCGUGCUCUGACAAACCGUUAACAGUGAUGGUCACAUCGCAUGCAGCGGUUCAAAAACCAGAUGCUCCAGCUCCACCGGCUCAGCCCAGUCCAGCACCACCACCGCCACCACCGCCACCACCGCCACCACCACCUCCACCUCCACCACCUCCACCACCUCUACCACCUCCACCUCCACCUCCACCUCCACCUCCACCUGCAUUUCCUCCUGCACCUGCACCUGGCGCACCUAUGGAACAACCGCAGCAAUCAACGCCACCACCGCUUGAUAAGCAAGUCCCUCAAGUUGCACAAGUCGCCGCCAGCGGCAUGCAAAUGGUUCAAAAAUGGGUUCAACGGGCGUUGGAUAUGGGUGUAGAUGCGUUAAGGGCAGAAUACCGUAGUCUCGCUCGUUAUACUUUGCCAGAAAUGACUGUAGACGCUUUUAGAGCAAAUCAAGAGUUUGGAAGAAAUAGAUAUCAAGAUGUGCCGUGCCAAGAUCAGAAUCGUGUCGUACUCAAAUGGCAUUGUGCUGCGACUGAUUACAUCCAUGCUAACUUUGUUGGAACCCCUGUAUCAGCUAGGCGCUUCAUCUUAACACAGGGUCCACUUGAUGGUACUGUCAAUGAGUUUUGGCAAAUGGUAUUACAGGAAGAAGCUGAGACUAUAAUUAUGUUAUGUAACUGUAUUGAAACGGUAAGUGGAAGCGAAAUGAUGUUUGUCGUCCAUAAUAGCGAACACAUAGUAGAUUGUUCGAAUACUUGA